AAUAAAUUUUGAGGCACUCUCACACCAGAACAAGUUGGGUAUCCCUUUAUCACUGACCGACAGUAUGACUAUAAGCUCCCUUGGUGAACAAUCUUUUCGCGGAUUGAAUCGUGAAUAUAUAUAAAAAAUACGUAUCUGUUCCCUAAUUUUUGUAUAAUUCUGUUAAUUCUGUUGAAAACUUUGAAAAUAUAUGUAUGUAAAUGUAGCUAUUGCUGGCACAUGUCCAAAGAGGAGGUAAAACAAAGAGCACAAAUUUCGCACGCGUUUUACAAUUCGUAUUCACCAAUAAACACAUAACAAAAGAAAACAUCGCACUUGCAUGCUUGCGUUUAUAAAACAAACCUAAAAAAUGGAGUUGCAUAUGACUACACAAAGUGAACCACUGCAUCGUCUAGAUUGUGAACAACAAACAAGGAAAUUUGGUGUGACCCACGGCACUAAGGUAUCACUUCAUGAGGAUUCGGAAGUGCUCAAGAAACCACAAUGGAGCGCUUUGUUAGCAUUGGUGGGAUUCGCUACUACUUUCGGGGCUGCGGUUCCGGUGGGUUACUGUAUUGGUGUUAUCAAUGCUCCAGCAUCGCUUAUAAAAAUUUGGUGUAAUGAGACUUUACACCAUCGAUACGGUUCUAAUCUGAGUGCUUCUGGUUUAGAUUUGCUCUGGUCAUCUGUAGUAUCAAUUUUCCUGAUAGGCGGAGCGGUUGGCUCGCUUGGAGGAGCUAAAGCAGCCAAUAAAUUUGGCAGGAAAGGUUGUUUGCUAAUAAGCGGUGGACUUUUUACGUUGGGUGCAAUCCUUUUCUUUUUCUGUCGCGCUGCUGGCUCCGUAGAAAUGCUUUUACUUGGCCGUUUGAUAGUCGGUCUUGGAUCUGGUCUGACCACAGCCGUACUACCAAUGUACCUUACAGAGAUUGCACCACUAGCCUUACGCGGAACCUUUGGUGUCUUGUGCUCGAUGGGUGUGACCGGUGGCGUUGUGGUUGGACAAGUCUUUAGUUUGCGCCAUAUUUUCGGCACCGAGCAACUCUGGCAUUAUGCUCUAAGUUUUUACAUCAUUUUAGUGGCUGUAUGCUACUUGCCUGCUUACUAUUUUCCAGAGAGCCCAAAAUACCUUUACAUAGUGCGCAACGACCAGGAGCUGGCUCGAUCUGAACUUCGUCGCCUAUGCAAAGGACCCAAUGCGGCCCUCGUAAUUAAGCAUGAAAUUGAUGAGAUGGAUGCAGAAAUGAGUACUAAAGUACAAACGAGCAGUUUCUUUUCGGUGCUGAAAGAUCCGACAUUAUUGUUGCCAUUAAUCAUUGUUUGCUCGUUUCAUGGUGGUCAACAAUUGUCUGGAAUUAAUGCUAUAUUCUAUUAUUCAGUAUCAAUAUUUAAGAAAGCCGGUCUUUCCACAACUGAUGCGGAAUGGGCGAAUUUGGGCGCUGGUUGUCUGAAUUUGCUUGUGGCCUUUUUGGGACCUAUGCUGAUGUCUAAGCUAAAUCGUCGCCCAUUGAUGAUGUUUUCCAGCGGAAUUUGUUCUCUUUUCCUCUUCGCUAUUGCUUUUGUUUUAUAUUACAUAGAUACCUCAAGUUGGUUUCCCAUACUGUGUAUUGUGUGUAUUAUGGGAUACAUCUUCUUUUAUCAAAUAGGUUUGGGACCUAUACCAUACUUCAUUGGCUCAGAGAUCUUCGAAGUUGCACCUCGCUCGGUGGCCAUGUCGAUGGGCAGCUUAUCUUCUUGGACGUGCAAUUUUACUGUCGGCAUGGCCUUUCCAUCGUUACAGAACGCCUGGGGCGCUUUCGUAUUCCUCCCAUUCUCGGCGACAUGUCUGCUGGUCUUCCUGCUAACGAAAUACUAUUUACCAGAAACACGGGGACGAGAUCCGUGUGAAGUUGCGCCACUGGUGGCCAAGGGUUUUCGCUCAAAGGUGAAAUAAGUCAUGGACGCUGUUGGUGUGCUCAUAGUGAUAAAUAAACUGAUAUACAUCUUGGUUUUAAAUUAGAUAAGUAGGCAAAUUUUUUCGAGUAAUUUUUGUAAUAUAUGUAUGUAUAUGUAUAUAUGGCGCACAAUUUUUUAGCAAAAAGUGUUAUGAUUUAAUAAACUAUAAUUUUUUAAAGGACAAA
This is a messenger RNA of Bactrocera neohumeralis, 2096 nucleotides long. Its product is annotated as solute carrier family 2, facilitated glucose transporter member 3-like. The coding region runs from base 350 to 1909 and encodes 519 amino acids. Gene Ontology annotation, molecular function: hexose transmembrane transporter activity. Lineage: Eukaryota; Metazoa; Arthropoda; Insecta; Diptera; Tephritidae. The record is from RefSeq and is a predicted model, not a curated record. Gene Ontology annotation, biological process: monosaccharide transmembrane transport. The transcript has 7 exons. Gene Ontology annotation, cellular component: membrane.